Contarinia nasturtii (swede midge) is the source of this 542-nucleotide messenger RNA. RefSeq lists its product as uncharacterized. The annotation marks the transcript as partial. The transcript has 2 exons. Lineage: Eukaryota; Metazoa; Arthropoda; Insecta; Diptera; Cecidomyiidae. The record is from RefSeq and is a predicted model, not a curated record.
AAUAGUUCAUACUAUGAUGAGACAGCGGUUAAUUCAACAAGACCAAAUCACACAGCGCAAACAAUGUUGCCCGAAUUGACUAAAAAGUUGUUGAUUGAAAACGAUAUAAAAUCCAGCACUCUCAGCACAAAUCCAUUUGCAUCCAUUGUAAAUGCAACAAACGAAACAAUUCGAAAAAAUGACGAGUUGAAAUCAUUGUGUCAGCUAAAUUUUGGGACAAUGCAAAUGCCCAGUGUUUUUCUAACAAUUUACACAUUGUUGGUGUUCAUUUUACCCGGAAUAGGUGUGAUUUUAAACCACUGGGGUGUACAUCAUAAACUGUGUGCACUGUCGCUUACGGCUCGAGCCGCACACGGUGAAUUACCAUUGCCGAUGCCCAUCAUGAGAAGACCGACGCAUAUGAUUAUCGUUACUGGAAUGGCCAAUGCCGAUGCGGUACGUGAAGACGACGACAGCACAAAUGACGAAAAUAAUCAGCAAAAAGAUGAAAGACGACAUAUGAUGGAUUCAACGCGUCUAAAGGCCACCCCACGUACACCAAG